GUUGUCCUCGGAAAGUUGCUGCGGCCUCUUCUCAGCAAACCAGCAAAGUCAUUGUUGCCGUCCUCGAUGGCCACGCUCAGCUCCUUGCCCGAGUAUGCGAUUGCGUGCUCAAAAUCGCGCGAGAUUGUGGAGCAUCGUCCGGACUACGUUGCUCAAAUCCGAAACGAAGUCCCAAAGUACAUCUACAGACGUCACCCUGGACUACUGGAGCGCCUGUCUGCCUUGCUGGACGCAACCGUCAUCUUUGCACAAGAUCACGCCGGGACAGGCGUCUGCGUCAGCAAGGAUGGCUUAAUCUUGACUUGCGCGCAUUGCCUCGACGACGAAACGAUCGGAGCUCGUCGAAUCGUCCUCUUCCCUGAUGGGCGCAAGUGUGUCGUCGAAUGUGUCGCCAAGGAUGACGUGCGCGACUGUGCGUUGAUGCGAGUUGUGCAGGUGGAUCGGAAAGUCGUUCGCGCGUCGGACAACAUUUCGUUUCCAUUUGCCUCGCUUGCUAGCCAGGGCGCUCUCCCGUGCUCGCUUGCAUUCUGCAUUGGGCAGCCUGCUUCUGACGACGAAGCGUCAAACUAUCCAUUGUUUUUCACCUCGCGUGGUGUGAUUCUUGGAUACCAGUCGAGCGGCGAAGAUUUGCACCGGAACGACGAGAUUGGUCAACUUAUUCACUCGUGCUGGACAUAUUGGGGUCACAGCGGUGCCCCGAUUGUGAACGAGGACGGACUAAUUGUUGGGAUGCAUUCGAGUUGGGAUGAUAAAACAAACCGUCAUGGCAUUCCGCUUGAAGCGAUUCGAGCGUUCAUGAAGAGCGUUUGACUUUCGUGCAUGUGAGAGUUUGCGAGUUUUUGUCCACACUCGCCCGCCCAGGUAAUCAAUCGCAUUCGGGGAUUCAGUAGUCAGCCACGUUUGUCUGCUCACUAGAAUCACCGACUUCGGGACGGCAGAAGGGGGAAAGAUGGAAUGGAUGUUGGAAACGUGGUACUGUCGAUCUUUUUUGUUUUUUCCUUUUUUUGCUUACCGAUCUGCCUUGCGAUCUAUUGUUAAAUAAAUACAUUAUAGACACGA
Messenger RNA from Capsaspora owczarzaki ATCC 30864, 1059 nucleotides. RefSeq lists its product as hypothetical. The coding region runs from base 67 to 810 and encodes 247 amino acids. The record is from RefSeq and is a predicted model, not a curated record. NCBI's taxonomy places the organism in Eukaryota, Filasterea, Ministeriida, Capsasporidae. The transcript has a single exon.